Molecule: messenger RNA, 9821 nt
Organism: Anneissia japonica
Lineage: Eukaryota; Metazoa; Echinodermata; Crinoidea; Comatulida; Comatulidae
Product: helicase with zinc finger domain 2-like
Exons: 17
Coding region: 87-6863 (2258 amino acids)
Molecular function (GO): 5'-3' DNA helicase activity; RNA nuclease activity; RNA binding
Source: RefSeq, a predicted model, not a curated record
AGGCAUUGGAUUUUGAUUCCUUGGCUGGAGUCCUAAUUCUAGAGUCCGUUAAUUCUGUGGCCUGUAGAUUUAUCUCGAAUCAGACCAUGGCUUUUGAAGCUAAAAUAUACAAGGACGACAAUGGUGAUGAUCGUGCAGGAGAGAUUGUUUAUGUAUUAUUCAACGACAAAUGUGUGUCCGAGAUGAACCUAAAUGAUGGUAGUGAACACGAAGCAGAAAUAAUGUUUCUCAUUGAUCGGAUACCAUUUGUAGAAAUGCAUUUCGCCAUUAAAAAUCUAAAGAAAAUGCAUUGUGUUUGGCCAAAAAAAUCAGAACAGCUAACGACUGCGAUGAAUUGUUCAAAUGAAUUAGACAAGUACCAAGAGACUGCUGCUAGUUUUAUCUGUUCGAAAGAAAUACAACAUGAACAGGCAUUUUUGAUAAUAUGUGGACCCUUUGGUACUGGUAAGACCAGAGUCUUAGCAACAUCAGUGAAAAGAAUACUUGGACGAUCAGACGACUCCCGUGUACUAAUAUCCACGUUAUCAAAUAGUGCGGCUGAUCUGUAUAUUAUUAAUGGUCUACAAGAGGAGUCUGAUAGAUUUAGUAAGGGAAGAGAUGCUUACAAGAUUCUACGAGUUUAUCAGCCAAAUCGACGCGUUUCCACAAUACCACAACGCGUUAAAAAGCAUUGCUUGUUUGAAAAUGAAACUAAACUUCGUGUUCCCGAGCGAGACGAUAUUGAAAUGGCUAAAGUUGUCAUUUGCACCUUGGCAACAGCCAUUUAUUUGAUUCCUUUGAACGUUAAUGGUUUGUUUACACAUAUUCUUAUUGAUGAAGCUGGUCAGGCUCUUGAGCCGCAGACGAUAAUGCCGAUAACGUUAGCUGACGAAAAAACGUGCGUAGUGUUAGCAGGCGACCAUUUACAGAUGAGCCCUAAGAUAUACUCUAAUUCAAGCAAAGCUGUCGGGUUUCACAUAUCGCUACUAGAACGUCUGAAAAAAAUGCGUAUGGCCAAUAGUGUCCUACUUCGACGCAACUACCGAACAUGUCGGCCGAUUCUAAAAUUUCUAUCAAAAUGUAUCUACGAGAAAGGAAUUGAAUAUGCUACAAAUGAAGAAUUUAGUUCGGACUUUGGACCAGCAAUAUCGUUAGUGGAGGUGAAAGGUUUGGAUACGAAGCGAGGUUCUUCGUAUGUCAACAAGGAUGAAAGCACUGAACUUGUUGAACGUGUAAAGUACUUGCACGACCACUGGCCAGAGAAAUUUGGUGAAAAGGACAUUGCAGUUGUUACGUCAUACCAUGCCCAGGUAUUUCUAAUCAGAAAACUAUUAAGAAAACAGGAUAUGAAGAAUGUAAUCGUUGAGCACGUUCGUAAUAUUCAAGGGAGGCAGUUUCGAGUUAUGUUCAUUUCGACUGUUCGGACAAGAAAAACCCUAAAUCUGGAUGAGGUGACGGCAUUUAAAGGGACUGGCUUCAUUUCAACACGCACGUAUGGUUUCUUGUCUGAUGAAAAGCUCCUAAACACCGCCUUCACACGUGCUAAAUCCAUGAUUGUAGUAGUCGGCGAUCCAGUCGCACUUUGUUCUGCUGGUGAAUGUUGUUCGAUUUGGAGCGAAUACGUCCAACAAUGUGAGAAUAUUGGUGGCCUUUUACCAAAAAGUCUUACUUUUGGUAAAAUAAUGACUGAGAUAUACUGUAUAAGACAAAGACUGGAUCCUACAGCCAAACCGUUUAAACCAUCCGGAAUGUCAUCUUCUUUAACAAAUAACACCCAGAAAGUAUUUAAAGAUAAUUCUACUAGCAAAAAUGAAGAUAAUUUUCAAACAUAUACAGAAAAACGAUUUGAAGAAAAGCUCAAUGACGUCAUAUUACGGGAGUUAAAAUUAGGUAAUAUGCAAAGCGAGGAUUUAGAAGAAAAUGUUGGUAUGCCAAAAGGAACAUCUCAAAAAAAGAAAAAGAUCAAUUGGAAGAAAUUAAAAUUAGAAGACUGUAAACAAAUUAUAGAGGAAGGAAAUAUUAAAUACACUUUCUGUCCAGAAGAGGUUGCACUUGAGAAUCCACGAAAAUAUUGGUUAGAUAAGUGUAAACAGGAACCAGAAAAAUACAAAUAUUGCACAUUUAGUAUUGAUCACACAGGAACAAUGUUUGCAAUUGAUACCAAAACUGGAAAAUAUAUUUCUAUAACUAGUGCGAGACGAAGGGGUACGGCGUUUGAAAAGGAUACAGUUGUUGUGGAAAUAUUAGGCAAUGGAAACAAUGAAGUCUACGGAGAAGUAAAAUACGUUAUGGAGCGUCACUUCAAACCGUGUUUAGAGGCGAUUGUUUGCAAAUUAGCCCUGCAUACUAAUAUGAUGGUUCCAACAAACAUGGCGUUACCUAAAUUCGAUAUUCUUGGUAAGAAAGUCUCAUCACAUCUGAAGACACGACUUAUGAUCUAUGAUAAGGAAUCAUUAGAAAAUAAUGGCAGUGUAGAAGUAUUAAUGAGAGACCGACCUAAUGCUUUAUUCGUUGUUAGGUACCUAAGAUGGUGUCCAAAGUUCAUUUAUCCCUUAGGAUGUGUGAUAGAACGACUGCCGCCCGGGGAUUCUCUUGACAGGGGACUUAAAAUAAUCUCACUCGAACAUAAUGUUGACUUUCAAAGCGAUUGGAGUGAACCUGUAAAGAAAGAGCUAAAUAUGAAGUUCAAAAAAGGGUGGCAAAUUCCAAAGGAUGAAAUACGUGACAGAUUGGACUUAAGACAAAAGGAGUGUAUAUUUUCAAUUGAUCCCACUAAGGCAAGUGAUCUUGAUGACGCACUAAGCGUUAAAGAAUUACCUGACGGUCAUUACAGAGUUGGUAUCCAUAUUGCCGACGUUUCAUAUUUUGUUAAAAAAGAAACUGAAAUUGAUACAGAGGCGAAGAAAAGGUGCACCUCUCACUAUCCCACAUCAGCAAAACCUAUUCCUAUGAUUCCUAUGAAACAAAUCAGAAGUAAUUGUAGCUUAACACCAAAUGAAGACCGGUUUGCUAUAUCAGUAUUUCUCAAAAUCAACGAAGAAGGUUGUGUGUUAGAGAAUGAAACAGAAAUUAAAAGAUCUAUUGUUAAUUCCGACAAAAGAUUUUCUUAUGAAGAGAUUGAGAAAAUAAUUCAAAAACGAUCUGAUGGACCUACUAAAAACCUGACGAAGCAAAUAAGAUUAUUUAAUGAACUCGCAACCAAGAGAAGAAAAAUUCGAUUGAAAAGUGGUAGGUACUGUUACAACCAUGAUGAUGUCACUGAUGACCUAGACUGUCCACUGGCAUAUUCACUUGUAGAAGAAUUCAUGCUACUUGCAAAUGAAGUAGUUGGAAAAUUUCUAAUCUCAAAGUAUCCAAAGUGCGUUCCAAUAAAAAGACAAUUAUCGCCAGAUUCCGAUAAAAUGCAGAAAUGGAUUAAAACUUUCCAUGGUCCAAUCAAAAAUAGUUUGGAAAUGUCAGCUAAGGCAGAAAAGCAACCAGACGACUUAUCUGACAACAUGACUUUGACUAAAGACGUUUGGCACAAACUAGUUGGCUUGUUAAACAAACAGCAAAAUAUUACGCCUACACCUAGAUCCGAGGAUAAAGUCUUUUUCAAAAUAAUUGAUUUAGUGGCAAAUGACAUGCUUCAUCCACAACUAAUGAUAAUGAAGUUGAAACAUUACAACAUUCAAUGUAAGUCUGAAUAUGUUUGCUCUGGUCGAGAUGACACGAAGCAUCAUUCAUUAUCAAUUGAACUCUACACACAAUUCACGUCGCCUAUUCGGAGAUACAUCGAUCUGGUUGUGCAUCGUCUUCUCGUGGCAGCACUGAAGGGAGUCAAACAACCUCCUUACAUGUCUGAAGAUAUUGAAGACAUUUGCAAUAUUAUGAACGAAAAAGCUUUAAAUGCGGAACGUUUCGAACGGCGAACAAAAGAUUUCGUAUUGGCACUUAAUCUGAAAGAACAUGGUGCACUUCCUUAUCAACCAGUCAUCGACAGUGUAGAUGAUACAAAUAUAUACCUAGCAUUCCCACAGUCUUACAUCAGUCGAUGUCAAGACCCUCUAAGGUUUAACUAUUUGAAACCAUUCGGAGGCGUUGUAACAGACAAUGAGAUAUCGACUGCAACAUGGAAGAUAACUCUUUGUAAUGCAGGAGAUCAAUCAAGCUUACUAACAUCCGUAAAGGAAAAUGAAAUGUCACGAUUAGACCCUGCUAGAUAUGAGGUUGAGAUGAAGAGUAAAUAUUGGCAGAAUUUGGUAGAUGCCAUUAUAUCAGGAACUCAACAAGACGUAAAUAAUGCUUUGCCCGGUUGCAUUGAAGAUAUAAAGAUACAAUGUCAAUCGAGAAAACAUAAACACUUGGUUGACACGGUAAAAUACGAAAAAUUUGAAUGUACGUUUCAACGCUUUGAUGUGAUGCGUGUUCACCUAGCUCCUGAACUUCGAAAUGGGAUGCUUCAACCAACCAUCCAGCUUGUUAGUUUAGCUGACAACGUGGAUGUGUGUGUUGAGCAUCGCAAAAAUCCUGUUAUGUGUUUCUCUCAACUGGCAACGGAAAAUCCUCGUGGUUCAAAAAAUAUUGAACAGUACAAAAAGAGAUGGCUUUCAGUUUUAGCGAUGUGCUCAGCUUAUGGUGCCGUGCACGAAGACAACGCAACUAUUAUCAGAGAUGUGUUCAUCUUGUGGCAGAAAAAUGACAGCGGAUUAUUCACAGGCUCAUUUAUGCUUCAGAAGGAAUUCUGUGAUACCAAUGUCUUACGAUUUUUCGGAAAUUCAAGGAAAAAGAGAAGAGAGGAAAUUGAAAAUGACUACGACGAAGAUGAUAAUGAUGGUGAUGAGGAUGAUGAUGAUGAUGAUGAUAAUGAAGAUGAUGAUGUUCCUCCAGUUUUGGACUACCUUUGCAUCCGUUACUCUAAUCUCCAGUGUCUACCACGCCCUAUAGAUAGCAAACCUACUCAUUUGAAAGGAAAAUCAACUUCUGUUUGGGUUGGUCAUUGUUAUACAACUGAUGUAAAUGACAGUCAAACAUGUUUGAUGGUCGAAAUAAAGCUUCAUCAAUCUGCCAUACAACUUCCAUUUUCUCAAAUAUUGAAACAAGAAGCUCUAUGUACCGUAGAGUUAAUCCCUAAAAGUACGCCUGAUAGGCGGACAGAAGCAGCAGUGCUCGCUUUAGGGUCAAAUGAGACAUCAAUUACAAGGUGCAUUGUCCUUCACGAAGACAUUAUUUCAAAUGGAGCAUUCCAUCACAAUACUAACGACGACGACGACAACGGCGACGACGACGACGACGACGACGAUGAUGGUACCGACGACGAGGUACGUGAAACUUUGGACAGAACCUUCAGGAGUUGGAACAUAGAUUCUAUUCCAGAGUAUCCCGACGUACCUCCCCUUCCGUCACCAAACCCUUCACAGACAAAUGCUAUCGAGAGGGCGAUUUUCCAGACGUUUACUGUUAUUCAAGGUCCUCCAGGCACUGGAAAGAGCGUGACAGGUUCCCAGCUUGCGUUUUUCUUUGCUCAAAUCAACGAACGAAGUGGACAAGUCUUGUACUGUGGUCCUUCAAACAGGUCUGUUGAAGUCGUUGCAGGCUACCUGAAAAGAUUGCGAGGUAUUAGUGUGGUUCGUGUUUACAGUGAAACCAUAGAGGAUAAAGAUUACCCAAGGCCUUGGCUUACAAAACCCAAGCGGAAGUUUUCUAUGACAGGAGCGUCCGUUGAUUCAGGAAACCACAAUAUAGCUCUUCAUCACCGAAUACGUCAAAGAGGAAAUAAAUUUUCAAGCAAAAUACAAAAAAUGGAGUCGGAGUUUAACAAACGAAUAAUGGAUAAUAAAAAGACCAAAUCGAGAAAAUCUACGGGCAUUCAAGCUAAAGGUCAAUUUCCAAUUUUUACAAAGGAGGAACUAUAUACAUACAACAAACUAAUUACAGAUGCUAAGGAAGUAGAACUGCGCAUGUGCAAUGUCAUACUGACCACGUGUAAUGUUGCUGGAGCCUCAGAAAUCAAAAGAUUUUGUAACAUCAUUGAAUGCAUCAUCGAUGAAGCGGGAAUGUGUACUGAGCCAGAGUCGUUGAUUCCACUAGUUGCAUGUAAACCACACAAAGUUGUCCUUAUUGGAGAUCACAAGCAACUUCGACCUAUUGUCCAGGAACCAAACGCGAAAGAGCUUGAAAUGGAAAUAUCAUUAUUAGAACGGUAUGCUAACAAGGCUAUCAUGCUUGACAUACAAUAUCGUAUGCAUCCCAGCAUAUGUGACUUUCCAUCACGACAGUUUUACGGCAAUAAACUUAAGACUCAUGAAUCGGUCAACGAACGGACGGCAGACAACUUAAACUGGCCAAGAGACGCCGAUAAAGAAUACCAUACGUUAUUCUGUAAUGUAGCCGGGGAAGAAGAAUCGCAAGCAGUAAAAACCGAAAAGGGUAACGAGAACAGCAAAUGCAAUAAAAAAGAAAUAGAAUGCUUGAUGAAGAUUGUGAGGAAGCUAUUGGCGAAAAGAAUUAAAGCGCAGGACAUUCUAGUCUUGACUCAGUACCGGUUACAGCUAAGUGAAAUUAAGAAAAGGCUAAAUAGUGACAGUACAACAAGUAAAGUACGGGCCACAACCGUCAUCACAAGUCAAGGAAGUGAGAGUGAUUACGUCAUAAUGUCAACCGUACGAUCCAUUCCACUCGUGCAAAUUGAAGAAAAACCUACUAUCGGUUGGAAGAAGAAGUUUCUUGGCUUCAUUAUAGAUGAAAACCAAACAAAUGUCGCAAUCACGCGAGCAAAACGAGGUCUAAUUUUGAUUGGUAAUAAACAUCUGUUGGAAACACAUGAAACAUGGAGAAACUUGAUCAAAUCCUAUGAAGGCAGAGGUUGUCUGAUGAACAAUAUGGACUUCUUGAAGACUUUCUAAAAGUGUAUGGUUGAUAAGUUGUAACGCUUUGAAUCGUUGGAUUCUAUAUCAUAUUAUCCGCCUCUUUUAUUUGUGUAAAAAAUAUAUAUUUUUUUCUUUUUACUAAACAAAAUAUUAUCAAUUAUAUUUUUCGUGAAUAUAUAAGAUUAAUUGGCCCUAAAUAAUCGCUUAAAAAGUCAAGUGUUGUCGCUUUAGCGGCUCAGACACCUUAGUUUUUGAGUAGUACCGUUCACAUAUCAAUUAAAUAAAAUAUGACUUAAGUUAUACUCUCUAUUAUUAUUUUUUGUGCAGUACACAAAUUGUCUAAUAAUUAUCUUCACAUUACUCUCAUUGUAAUAUUGAAAAUCACCACCGUUACGCCUACAUUGAAGACGUUGAAAUAUUGUUAAAUCAUUAUGUAAAUUGAAAGUAUGUGGUUGUUCAAUAUUGUAUGAAAUCUGUGCUGUAAUAGCUUAUUUGAGGAUUAUCAACUUUAAUAUUAUUGACUCGUAUUUUCACGAUGAUAUAUGGAAUAAUGAUAAUUCAUCGAUAUUUUACAAAUGUUAAUAUAUUUAUGAUAAGACUAUAUUUUAAAGAAACGGCCGAAGUUAUAACACAAGAAAAAGAAUGUGAACAAGAUUCAACUCUAUCAAUGAACACUAAUGAAAAUACUCAUAGUGUUGUUCCAAAGAUUAAUUAUAAAUGCUUCUGAUAAUAACAUACAAUAAUCUCUUGAUCCAAACAAUAAAAUAAAUUCCAAGUUUGAUUCUAAUAGUAAUAAGCUGAAUAUUUUCUAUUACAAUGUAAGAAGUUUUAAAAACAAAUUAUGUGACAUAAAUGUCGAUUUAGUUCAUCAUUUGUUAUGGCAUCAUAGCUAUUUCAAAAACCUGACUUGACGACUGGAUAUUUGAUAGUCAACUUUUUAAUAAUUAUUAUACAGUGUUCAGAAAGGACAGAAAUUCUCAAGAUGGUGGCGUUUUAAGAACAUCCUUACAACCCUUAGAGUGCCAUAAUCUUAACGAUAGUACUCUUAAAUUGGUAUGGGUGGAAUAUUACACAUGUAUUGGCAUAAUAACACAUGGUGACAGAUGCCAAAGAGCUGGCAAAUCUAUUAAAUAAGCAGUUUGUAAACAAAUUUUGUAUCGAUAAUGAGGAGCAUAAUGGUUUGGAUUCUACUACAUUACAUUAUCCAAAUAGUAUGCUAUUUGAACCUUUUGUAGUACCUGUCUCAAUAUAAACACAUUGAAAUGUGUUAUGUAGCUAUUUAAAACUUACGUAGUUCAUAUAGAAAUUGACUGUACUAGAAAAUUCCAGUGAUUUGAUCUACUGGUCUUUUGGUAAUUUGAUUCAAACGCAUUUCUAAUUGUGUGUUUUUCUAAAUGUAAUGGAUUAACGAUUAAUAGCAAAUUCACAGACUUGAAUAGAUUGAAAAAAUACUGGAUGAAAAUUGAAAUGGACAGGCUUUAUUAAAUAAAUAGUUAAAUUACAGUAGUUAUACAUUUUCUUAUUAGGAGUGUGUGAAUAAUGAUCAUGAUAGGCCUAGCCAGACAAGCAAUCAUUACGUGCACUAUUACAUCAGGUACAGACAGUGUAAGUACCUGGAUGCGAUUCUUCGCGAUGCAAUACCUAUGCACCAUGACAGAGGUCAAAAUGUUUACUCUUUUCGAACACAUUCUGUAGCUUAGAAAAGAUUAAAUCCAUUUUACAAAAGUUGUACUAACAUUUAGUUUGUGGAGUUUGAAAAAAAAAAUUAGGAUCAAGUGGUCAACAAGUUAAAUGUUUUUUUUUUUUGUAGUCUAAAAGUAAGACCCUGGUUUCAUCAUUACCUUUGUUCGCAACUUCAAACCAUUUUUACAUUAUUGAAACAAGGGCAUCGACAGUCGAUACCAAUUUGCCAAAUUGGUUUAAAUGUAUCUUAAGAAUUCUUUUAAUAGUAUUUCACCGAUAAUACGUUCGAUUUGAAACUCACCUUGAGGUCACAUAUUAUGAAAUCAUUUUUCGUUAAAUGGCUACAGUACGCAUACGAUUAUUACAUUGCCGCUAUUCUUAUUUAUUAUCUAUGGAUCAAGAAUUUCAUUGUAAAUGCAUAAAAAAAUUAAUUAGAUUAAUUUUAUUUCAUUUUUCUCGCUAAACGAAAAUAAAAUUACGAUUAUACACCAGAAUGAAAUUUAAAUUUUUAACAUCAAUAUACACAUUUAUCUGGUCCUCAAGUCGUUUCUGGCUGUUAAACACUUCCGUCGUUACUUUACGGGAUAGUAGUUGGCUGGUUUGGCAACGUAAAGUAAACUUAAUUUUGUUUUCAGGUAUGUUAAUGAAUUGUUAUAUUGAUCAUUAUACAGUAUUUUUCUAUUCAACUCUAUACAUUGCUAUAUCUUUAAUGAUAUUUGAUAAUGUGAUAGAUUUAUAUUUGAUUCGAGUAGGCCUAUCAAUAUUAGGUAGUAUUCUCACGUUUGCAACCAAGAAAUGCUGUUGUUUGUGGUACAGCUGUGUGUGAACGCUGUAGAGUGUAUUAUUGGACUCGUUUCUUAAUGGUAUGCUAUUAUCGUCAUCUUUACAUAGAUAACGAAUUAUAAAAGUUUAAUCGUAGAUUGAAUACAGUAGAAUUGUAUAGAGGCAGGUGAUGUCUAUUAGCGAUGGUUGUGUACCUCCUAAGUUAGUUUUUGUUUUAAUAAUAUACAUUAUUAUUUUACUUAAUAUGCAUUGAUAUUGUAAUGGUUAAUUAAUAUCGUAAUGAUUAAUUGAUAUAAUAGUGUCGUAUAGUAAUGCUGUACCUGAGAGUAACCUUAUCGUUCAGUAACAUUUAUAGUUGAUUACUGUUGUAAUGCAUGAUACAAUAAUGAUUAUGUAUUGAGACUGUAAUUUUACUAUUACAAGGGUUUUUGUUUAGAGUCGAUGUGUGCACAUCGACAUUAUUUGAUCGUGUGAUGAUUGUGAAUCGUGAGUCCUAAUAAUUGGCAAUUAAAAGAACCUUGGAACGUU